Molecule: messenger RNA, 414 nt
Organism: Penicillium manginii
Lineage: Eukaryota; Fungi; Ascomycota; Eurotiomycetes; Eurotiales; Aspergillaceae
Exons: 1
Coding region: 1-414 (137 amino acids)
Source: RefSeq, a predicted model, not a curated record
AUGCCCCCACCCCGCAAAGCAAAUCCACCCAUCCACCCCAAACAAGCAACCGCACUAAAGGACAAACCAAACCUCGUCUCGCCGUCCCUCAAGUUCCUCCCCUCACUCGCACAAAGCCCAAUCUCACCGUUGCAUGCCAUCUGCAGGGCCGCCCGCCGCCCGCCGCCCGUCACAACCGGCCUGAAGAAAGUCCGAACCACUGACAUCGACACGGGGAGACCGAGCCAGCACACGACAGACGAACACGAGGCGAGGCGAGCAGGGCUGAACGGAGCCGCUGGCCUAGGCGCGACCGAGUCACGGCGACGGCUCCGGUCCGGCUGUAUGUCCUGUCCAUGUCCAUGUCCAGGUCCGGCUCCAUUUUUAGACUUGCGGUGCGACGGUGUGCGACGCUGGCAUCGUGCAUGGCGGUGA